Messenger RNA from Urocitellus parryii (Arctic ground squirrel), 3757 nucleotides. NCBI's taxonomy places the organism in Eukaryota, Metazoa, Chordata, Mammalia, Rodentia, Sciuridae. The record is from RefSeq and is a predicted model, not a curated record.
GAACCGACAAAAUAUGGGACUCCUGUCCCUUGAAGUACAACUUGUCUCUUCCUGAGUAAGGAGAAAGGCAUCUGUAGUGCCUCUCCCAGGGACACAUAGAAGAGAGAAAAGCGAUCAAGAUAAGAGUGGACAGAGGAAUAAGCGAGACAUGUUCACGAAACGGUCCCCUGCCCUCGCUCUGGAAGAGCGCUACCGCCGAGCUGGGGUCCCAAAGCCGGUCUUGGGAGCUGAUGACAAUAACAUGGGAGAUGGCUGCUCACAGAAGCUGGCCACAGCUAAUAUCCUUCGCUUUUUGCUGCUGGUCCUGAUUCCAUGCAUCUGUGCACUCCUUGUCUUGCUGGUGAUCCUGCUCUCCUUUAUUGGAACAUUAAAAAAGACCUAUGUUAAAUCAAAUGGAAGUGAACCUAUGGUUACUGAUGGUGAAGUUCAAGUGCCUGAUGUUAUUCUGAUAAAUACAAUUUAUAAUGAGAGCACGAUGGUACCUACUGUACAUCCCAACCAACACAUUCCAGCCUGGACUAUGGAUGCUUCUCUCCCCGGAGAUCAAAAUCACAGGAACACAAGUGCCUGCAUGAACAUCACCCACAGCCAAUGUCAGAUGCUGCCUUAUCAUAACACAAUGACACCUCUCAUCUCAGUUAUCAAUAACAUGAAAAUGGAGAAGUUCAUCAAGUUCUUCACGUACCUCCAUCGUCUCAAUUGCUACCAGCACAUCAUGUUAUUUGGCUGUAGCCUCGCCUUCCCUGAAUGCAUCAUUGAUGGAGAUGACAGGCGUGGCCUCCUGCCCUGUAGAUCUUUCUGUGAGGCUGCAAAGGAAGGCUGUGAGUCUGUCCUGGGGAUGGUGAACUCCUCCUGGCCCAAUUUUCUCAAAUGCUCCCAGUUUAAAAACCAAACUGAAAGCAGCAACAUCAGCCGGAUUUGCUUCUCCCCACAGCAAGAGAAUGGAAAGCAAUUGCUCUGCGGAGGAGGUGAGAACUUUCUGUGCACCAGUGGGAUCUGUGUCCCCCAGAAGCUACAGUGUAACGGCUACAAUGACUGUGACGACUGGAGUGACGAAGCACAUUGCAACUGCAGUGAGGAUCUGUUUCGCUGUCACACAGGCAAAUGCCUUAAUUAUAGCCUCGUGUGUGAUGGAUAUGAUGACUGUGGGGAUCUGAGCGAUGAGCAAAACUGUGAUUGCAAUCCUGCAAAGGAGCAUCGCUGUGGGGAUGGGCGCUGCAUUGUGGCUGAGUGGGUGUGUGAUGGUGACCAUGACUGUGUGGACAAAUCCGACGAGGUCAAUUGCUCCUGUCACAGCCAGGGCCUGGUGGAGUGCAGGAAUGGACAGUGUAUCCCCAGCUCUUUCCAGUGCGAUGGAGACGAGGACUGCAAGGAUGGGAGUGAUGAGGAGAACUGUGGUGACAGUCAGACUCCAUGUCAAGAAGGAGACCAAAGAUGCCUCUACAGUUCCUGCCUUGACUCAUGUGGUGGAAGCUCUCUGUGUGACCCAGACAGCAGUCUAAGUAACUGCAGUCAGUGUGAACCCAUUACCCUGGAACUCUGCAUGAAUUUGCCCUACAACCAUACAAAUUAUCCAAAUUAUCUUGGCCACCAGACUCAAAAGGAAGCAUCUAUCAGCUGGGAGUCCUCGCUCUUUCCAGCACUGGUUCAAACGAACUGUUACAAAUACCUCAUGUUCUUUGCUUGUACCAUUUUGGUACCAAAGUGUGAUGUGAACACAGGCCAGCGCAUCCCCCCCUGCAGAGUACUGUGUGAACACUCCAAAGAACGCUGUGAGUCUGUUCUUGGGAUCGUGGGCUUACAGUGGCCUGAAGACACAGAUUGCAAUCAAUUUCCAGAGGAAAACUCAGACAAUCAAACCUGCCUAAUGCCUGAUGAGGAUGUGGAAGAAUGUUCACCGAGUCACUUUAAAUGCCACUCAGGAAGAUGUGUUCUGGCUUCCAGAAGAUGUGAUGGCCAGGCUGAUUGUGACGAUGACAGCGAUGAAGAAAACUGUGGUUGUAAAGAGAGAGAUCUUUGGGAAUGUCCAUCCAAUAAACAGUGUUUGAAACACACAGUGGUCUGCGAUGGUUUUCCAGACUGCCCUGAUGACAUGGAUGAAAAAAACUGCUCAUUUUGCCAAGAUGAUGAACUGGAAUGUGCCAACCAUGAGUGCGUGUCCCGUGACCUGUGGUGUGACGGAGGAGCAGACUGCUCGGACAGUUCAGAUGAAUGGGACUGUGUGACCCUCUCUAAAAAUGUCAACUCGUCAUUCCUGACUGUCCACAGAUCUGCAGUGGAAUACCACGUGUGUGCAGAUGGCUGGCAGGAGACCCUGAGUCAGCUGGCCUGCAGGCAGAUGGGUUUAGGAGAACCAUCUGUGACUGAAUUGAUACAAGAACAGGAACAAGACCAGCAGUGGCUGAUGGUACAGUCCAACUGGACGAGCCUCAAUGGAACCACUUUGCAUGAACUGCUGGUCCACAGGCAGUCUUGUCCAAGCAGAAGAAAGAUCUCUCUUCUCUGUACUAAACAAGACUGUGGGCGCCGGCCUGCUGCCCGCUUGAACAAGAGGAUCCUUGGGGGUCGGACAAGUCGCCCUGGAAGGUGGCCGUGGCAGUGCUCUCUGCAGAGUGAACCCAGUGGACACAUCUGUGGCUGUGUUCUCAUUGCCAGGAAGUGGGUUCUGACAGUUGCCCACUGUUUAGAGGGGCGAGAGAGUGCUGCUGUGUGGAAGGUGGUGUUUGGCAUCAACAACCUGGACCACCCAUCCGCGUUCACGCAGACACGCUUCGUGAAGACCAUCGUCCUGCAUCCCCGCUACAGUCGAGCAGUGGUGGACUAUGACAUCAGCAUUGUGGAGCUGAGUGAAGACAUCCACGAGACGAGCUAUGUCCGACCUGUCUGCUUACCCAGCCCGGAGCAGUCUCUGGAACCAGAUACGUACUGCUAUAUCACAGGCUGGGGCCACAUGGGCAACAAAAUGCCUUUUAAGCUGCAAGAAGGAGAGGUUCGUAUUAUUUCUCUGGAACAGUGUCAGUCCUACUUUGACAUGAAGACCAUCACCAACCGGAUGAUAUGUGCUGGCUAUGAGUCUGGCACAGUGGACUCAUGCAUGGGUGACAGUGGUGGGCCUCUUGUUUGUGAGCAGUCUGGAGGACGGUGGACUUUAUUUGGUUUAACUUCGUGGGGCUCUGUCUGCUUUUCCAAAGUCCUGGGGCCUGGUGUGUAUAGCAAUGUUUCAUACUUUGUUGAAUGGAUUGAAAAACAAAUAUAUAUCCAUACCUUCCUCCUAAAGUAAUUCCAAGGAUGAUCAGAAACUUUUGCCAGCAACAUUGAAAGAGAAUGGCCUUCUUGACUGUGAAGAGCUUCUUUCAGAGAGCUGUACAGAGGUACUAACCAUGGACAGGGACGCUCACCACUCACCAUGCACUGCAGAUUUUCAUGUUUGUUUUAAGACCAAUUUUGUUCACCAUUUUUUUUCAAUUUUAUCAUUCUCUAAUUUCGAAUUCCAUGACAAGUUUUAAGAAAACAAAUAAAGCAGAACAGGUUUUUUUUUUUUUUUACCAGGCCUAGUCUUGACUGAAGGAUGAAAUUAUCGACUCUGUACAGAUUUAAAACAAUGCAGGCCUUAGGGUAACAGGUUACAGACAGUUCUGUUUUAGUCUAUUACAAAAUGGACAUUUAGAUCCAGGCUAACUAUUCUUCUUCAGUUUCUGUUUCUCAAGCACAGUAGCUUAGGGGCAAAUUUUAAUAUUAACAUUGGAGACUGGCUUUU